Stereum hirsutum FP-91666 SS1 is the source of this 2720-nucleotide messenger RNA. RefSeq lists its product as uncharacterized. Gene Ontology annotation, molecular function: protein binding. The transcript has 10 exons. The record is from RefSeq and is a predicted model, not a curated record. The coding region runs from base 49 to 2127 and encodes 692 amino acids. Lineage: Eukaryota; Fungi; Basidiomycota; Agaricomycetes; Russulales; Stereaceae.
AACAGACAUUCGUAUCACAUCUGAUCUUCUACGCGCAAUUCUUGUGCUAUGAACGCACCGAGCAGUCAAAUCGAGACCAGCUCCAAUGCCACGACGACUGCCAUUCAAAGCCAUUCUGGUGUCGGCGUGAGCUCAGAGGAUCCGCAGGACCAUGCAGGGACGCCCCAUAUUCCAGAAGACGAAUCCGCUCAAGACACCAAGACUCGCCCGAAGAAACGAGCCAAGAAGUCUACUGACAAGGUUGCGAGCAGUUCGAAACGAACCGGUCACACUGGUGGACGGAAGGUCAUUGGUCGUCUGAGUGCCCUACUCGAUAUUUCUUUGGACAUUCUCUAUGAGGUACUGGGUCAUCUGCUGCCUGCAGACCUCAUCAGCCUAUCUCGCGUCUCAAAGUCGUUCCGAAAUGUUCUCCUGUCUCGUAGCUCGCUAUUUGCGUGGAAGGCAUCGUUUGGUAACAUUCCAGAUCUGCCCGCUUGUCCUGACGACGUCCCGCUUCCUGUGUGGGCAAAUCUCGUCUGGGGAGGCGUCUACUGUCACUGCUGUGGCAACAAACGCGUUAUGAAAAUCGAUUUUCUACUACGACGACGAGUAUGUUCUGGCUGCUUGAAAGAAUAUAUUUGCGACCGCCCUGCUGCAAUCUUUGCCUUAGCUCCGGAAAUACCAGCGAGCUUGCGUGACUGUAUACCAUAUACACUUGAGGUUACGAAGCAGUAUUCUCACCGUAUAUGCUGGAACGAAGAUAUUCUAGCCUUCAAGGCAGACUUUCAGACCAUGCAGAAGACUACCAAACAAGGUGAUCAACAAGCCGCCCUCGCAGAGUUCAAACAGGCCAAGCUCUCAGAGCUCCAAGCUAGAAAGGACGUGGCACGGUCCUGGUCGGACUGGAUAUCUCGAAACGCAGCGGAGAAGGCAGACAAGCGCGAAGCCAAGAAAGCAGUUCGCAGAGCCGAAGUUCUCAGACGUUGCAUUGAACUGGGCUACGAAGAGGCCGACUGUCAGGACGCACUACGGCACCAUUCCGUCAACACUGAGGCCAAGUUAACAGAAAAAGGAUGGGGAACUAUUCUCCCCCAAAUUCUCCCCCUCAUCACGGCUGCCAAUCUCGCUAGGCUUGAACGAGAACGAGAAGGGCGGGAGAAAACUCGAUCCAAAGCGGUGUAUGCUGCGUACUACGAUAUCCUCCGGUCUCUGUCACCUUCUGCCCUUGAGCUCUCCUGUCUCCUCGGCGAGGAAGACUUCCGCUCUCUGCCCGAGAUAGAUGCACUCGUGGUCGACGACACGGAGGACACAGAAGAACGAAUAGCCCAGAUCAAAAUCGUCUCCACGUCCCUUAUACCCAAAUUAUCUGCUCUGGCCCAUCACCGACAGGAGGCCAUUUUCGCUCUGAUGCAAGACACCUCUGAACCCGUCAGUCAUCCUGCUCCCUCAAUUGGGUCUGCUCCCCUUGGACGAUUCCAGCUUGCCACAUCCAUAUUCGUUUGUGGCGCUCCAGGAUCACCUUCUUCUUCGGCUUCACCACUUCACGGUCUCCAAGUCUUUGGACAUACAUGCAAAUCCUGCAUACUCGACUCGGCUAGCACGACGAACGGACUUGCCUUCGAUGCAAUCUUCCCACGUUUCAGCGAGAAGGGAAAAGAUGUAGUCGUCGCUAUCCUAAACCGCUUGGGCUUGGACGAGAAAUCUACCACUUGCAUAGAGUUGGAACGGCUCGAUAAACGUUUUGUUUGUAUUGACUGUCCUAUCAAGCAUGAAGGCGAAGAGUGGGGACAAGAUGGCCCGCUCGGGAGAAAGGCUAGGACUUGGUGGGGUUUGCUCGAACAUAUCCUUCAAAGCAACUCCAAGACUCCAGAUUCCCACGUCGGUUCCUCCUUCUACGUGCUCUCUGACACUGAGGCAAUCACCAUCAAGUCUCGCGAGCGGAGCGGCCCCAUAUUUAGAAUUCUUGAAUCCAUGUCGCAGUUUGGGUGCUACCAUUGCGACAUUCACUACCGUGAUGCUACUCUUCAUCCGAACUCAUUCGAAGCAAGGUUUGGGCGAGAGCAAAACAGGGUAGCGUAUCUGGGGCGAGAUGCUAUGAUCACACACAUAAAGGCUGUACACAAUCCACGAUCCCCGGAUGCAUCGUGACUUCUUUCCUGAGCCUCGGGACCAGUAUCCUAGACCACAAGGAGUAUGGUUUGGAAUGACAAGUUAAAUACCACACCCCCGGUCGUGUGGAAUGCAUGCGGUUAUGCGGUAGACUCUGACCAGUCUUUAUUUUCUCUUUCUCUCUGUUUCGGCCGUGACGGUCUUGUCCGCUAUUGCACUUUCUUCCCUCUGAAAGGUAGAUCUUCCGGGAGAGGGCGUCUCGCUCUUCGUUUCUCUUCUUGCGCCUGCUACACAGAAACAAUGGCCCCCCUUGCAUUUCUCGGUGUUCCUCUACAUCCUCCAUACCUCGCUUGUUGGCUUUGGACUCUAUCUUCUUGCCCAUACGAAUGUCUCGGACAGUCGACUACUGGUCGUUCUGACCUCAUCCGUAACGUCCUUCUAAUCGUUACCCUCUCAUCCUAUUAUAAUCCUGCACUUUCAUGUACCAUACCUACCCAUAGAUUCAGCUUUCCUGGCCGUUGCCGAUUCUCUGCCACUCUCUUGCCCAUACACCUAUUGCAUGUCCCGUAUCCCGCCUUUAAUUUCGGUCUUUUUGUUGCAUUUCUCGUUCGAUUCAAGACUGAUUACCCUUC